AUGUAUAACGUACCGGCGAUGUUGUCAAGCGACUGGGUAAAUCGUGAAGAGUGGUCCGAUGACGACGAAAAUCCAUUUCGUGGUGAUUAUCGAUUCGUCUAUUUUGGAGUGAAGGAUUCUUGGACGAAAUUCCACUCGGAUGUGAUGUCAUCGCAUAGUUGGUCAGCAAAUAUUUGCGGGCGUAAAUUAUGGUAUUUUGUUCCUCCUGGCAAUGAGAACGUCUUCAUGAAGGGCAAAGAAAUUGCUGAAGAUAUCAGAGAGUAUCAGGAUCUGUGGGAAAAGGCGGACGUGAUGGUUCUGAUUCAGAAUCCUGGUGAAAUCGUUUUCGUACCAACGAACUGGUACCACCAAGUUCACAACCUUGAAGAUGCUAUAUCAAUCAAUCAUAAUUCGCUCAAUGCGUCAAAUAUCAACCUAGUGUACGAGUUUCUCUGUCGUCACCUCAAGCUGGUAAAGGACGAAAUAGGUCAUUUGUCGAAUUUGUUCUCGAAGCGAGAGAUGUUUGAACAAGAGCAGUUCGUGCUUGGUGCCGAUGCUCGACUAAACAUGCCGCGGCUGCGUCGACUGCUUGAGAUGGUCAUUUCUGAUCGUAGUCGAAGCUCGCUGGCCAUCUGCUAUGUUUGUCCCCGUCACAGCACUCCGAUGGAAUGCGCUAAGGAUUCUGAAUGUAUGAACAGAUUCGGCUCACAAUGCAACUGCACCAGUGGAAAAUGUGAAACUUGUGACUCGUUUAUGCGCUCGUUCGAGCUUUCCACAGCGAUAUCCUUACUUGAGGUAGUCGCUCUUGAUGGAUUCUGA
Messenger RNA from Ostertagia ostertagi, 798 nucleotides. The record is from the annotation of a GenBank genome assembly. Lineage: Eukaryota; Metazoa; Nematoda; Chromadorea; Rhabditida; Trichostrongylidae.